Messenger RNA from Enhydra lutris kenyoni (northern sea otter), 8514 nucleotides. RefSeq names its product PDZ domain containing 2. The transcript has 24 exons. Gene Ontology annotation, molecular function: protein binding. The coding region runs from base 1 to 8499 and encodes 2832 amino acids. Lineage: Eukaryota; Metazoa; Chordata; Mammalia; Carnivora; Mustelidae. The record is from RefSeq and is a predicted model, not a curated record.
AUGCCCAUCACCCAGGACAAUGCCAUGCUGCACCUGCCCCUCCUCUACCAGUGGCUGCAGAACAGCCUGCGGGAGGGCGGGGAUGGCCCCGAGCAGCGGCUCUGCCAGGCGGCCAUCCAGAAGCUGCAGGAGUACAUCCAGCUGAACUUUGCCGUGGAUGAGAGCGCCAUCCCACCCGACCGCAGCCCCCCGGGGAUGGAAAUCUGCACUGUGUACCUCACCAAGGAGCUGGGGGACGCAGAGACUGUGGGCCUCAGUUUUGGGAACAUCCCUGUUUUCGGGGACUACGGAGAAAAGCGCAGAGGGGGCAAGAAGAGGAAGACCCACCAGGGCCCUGUACUGGACGUUGGCUGCAUCUGGGUGACAGAGCUGAGGAAGAACAGCCCGGCCGGGAAGAGCGGGAAGGUCCGACUGCGAGAUGAGAUCCUCUCCCUGAACGGGCAGCUGAUGGUCGGAGUUGAUGUCAGUGGGGCCAGUUACCUGGCUGAACAGUGCUGGAAUGGCGGCUUCAUCUACCUGAUCAUGCUGCGCCGGUUCAAACACAAAGUCCACUCUCCUUACAAUGGCAGCAGUAGCAACAGCUCUGAACCAGGAGAGACACCGACCUUGGAGCUGGGUGACCAAGCUGUGAAAAAGGGAAAACGAGCAAGAAAGUUUGGAGUCAUUUCCAGGCCUUCUCCCCAGAAGGCCACUGAAGAACCCAAGAGCGGUCCUGGCUGUGAGUUGGACAAUGACCCCAUCUCUGAGUCGGACAACGGCCCAGACCCUGAACUUGGAAAUGGUCAUGCUUUUGAGCUAGAAAAUGGCCCAGAAUCUCUCAAGGAGCUGGCUGGAUCCCAUCUAGACAGUUCAGAAGCAGACAGAGGGACGGAGCAUAGCAUUCCAAAGACAGAUGCUUCUCUACCCACAAGCAAUGACAAACGCCGCUUCUCAAAAUCUGGGAAGACAGACUUCCAAUCGAGUGACUGCCUGGCACGGGAGGAAGUUGGCCGGAUAUGGAAGAUGGAGCUGCUUAAAGAAUCGGAUGGGCUGGGAAUUCAGGUUAGUGGAGGCCGAGGAUCAAAGCGCUCACCUCACGCUAUCGUUGUCACUCAAGUGAAGGAAGGAGGUGCCGCUCACAGGGACGGCAGACUGUCCUUAGGAGAUGAGCUGCUGGUAAUCAAUGGUCACUUACUGGUGGGGCUCUCCCAUGAGGAAGCGGUGGCCAUUCUCCGCUCCGCCACUGGAAUGGUUCAGCUGGUGGUAGCCAGCAAGGAGAACUCUGCUGAGGACCUCCUGAGGUUAACGUCUAAGAGUUUGCCUGAUCUGACCAGCUCAGUAGAGGACGUGUCCUCUUGGACCGACAACGAAGACCAGGAGCCAAACGGGGAAGAAGACGAAGGACCCGGCUCAUCUUCUGUCCAGGGAGCAAUGCCCGGGACAGAUGAGUCCCAAGAUUCGGGCGGCCCCGAGGAAUCCAAGGGAAACCUGGAAAGUCCCAAGCAGGGCAGCAGUAAAAUGAAGCUCAAAAGUCGACUUUCAGGGGGUGUACACCGUCUGGAGUCUGUUGAAGAAUAUAAUGAGCUGAUGGUGCGAAAUGGGGACCCCAGGAUCAGGAUGUUGGAAGUCUCCCGAGAUGGCCGAAAGCACUCUCUUCCCCAGCUGCUGGACUCUACUGGGACAUCACAGGAAUAUCACAUUGUAAAGAAGUCCACGCGCUCCCUAAGCACCACGCAGGUGGAGUCCCCGUGGAGACUCAUCCGGCCUUCGGUCAUCUCCAUCAUCGGGCUUUACAAAGAAAAGGGCAAGGGCCUUGGCUUUAGCAUUGCUGGAGGUCGAGACUGCAUUCGAGGACAGAUGGGGAUUUUUGUCAAGACCAUUUUCCCAAAUGGCUCAGCUGCAGAGGAUGGAAGACUUAAAGAAGGGGAUGAAAUCCUCGAUGUAAACGGAAUACCAAUCAAGGGCUUGACGUUCCAAGAAGCCAUUCACACCUUUAAGCAAAUCCGGAGUGGAUUGUUUGUCUUAACAGUACGCACAAAGUUAUUGAGCCCAAGCCUCACGCCCUGCUCCACACCCACACAUGUGAGCAGAUCCAGCUCCCCCAGCUUCAACGCCAGCGUAGGCAGCUCAGCGGCAGGCCCCGAGGAAAGCAGCUCUUUGUCCCUGGGUCGGAAGGCCCCCGGGCCCAAGGACAGGAUCGUCAUGGAAGUAACACUGAACAAAGAGCCGAGGGUUGGGUUAGGCAUCGGUGCCUGCUGCCUAGCUCUGGACAACAGCCCUCCGGGGAUCUACAUUCACAGCCUGGCCCCCGGAUCCGUGGCGAAGAUGGAGAGCAACCUGAGCCGCGGUGAUCAAAUCCUGGAAGUGAACUCGGUCAACGUCCGCCACGCUGCUUUAAGCAAGGUCCAUACCAUCCUGAGCAAAUGCCCCCCAGGACCCGUUCGCCUUGUCAUCGGCCGGCACCCUAACCCAAAGAUUUCCGAGCAGGAAAUGGAUGCAGUGAUCGCACGCAGCACUUAUCAGGAGAGCAAGGAGGCCAGCUCCUCUCCUGGCUCAGGUACCCCCUUGAAGAGUCCCUCUCUUGCAAAAAAGGACACCCUGACUUCUGAAGCCGAAGCCUCCCCAUACUUUGCCCACAGUGUCCCAGGCUCCCUGUCAGACUUCGUGGUGGCUGCUUCUGAGGAUGAGGACCCUCCGGGCAGCGGCGGCAGCACCUCCGAGGACGGUGGCCCCCCAGCCAAAACCUCCACUCGCAAGGAGCCAGGAAAACCCCGAGCCAACAGCCUUGUGACACUAGGAAGCCAGCGGUCCUCUGGGCUCUUCCACAAGCAGGUGACGGUUGCCAGACAAGCCAGUCUUCCUGGAAGCCCGCAGCCCCCCCGGAACCCGCUCCUCCGCCAGAGGAGGGUGGGCUGCUAUGACACAGAUGAUGCUAGCGAUGAGGAAGAGUUUGACGGCGAAGGGGACUGCAUUUCUCUCCCGGGGACCCUUCCUGGUCCCAGCAGGCCUCUGACAGAGGACGACUCAAGGCACAUCCUGAUGACCUCUUCCAAGGUCAUGGGUAUCAACAGCCGGGGGGAACAGCCCCAGAAAACCGUGGUCAGCAAGGCCUCCUCGGUGCCUCUCCUCGGCCGUUCACUGGACUUAGAGGAGAGUGUCCCAGAGGGCGUGGGGGACACUCCUUCCCGAGCAGCCAACCUGCUGGCCUCUGCAGGAGCCUCCAGGGGUGGCCCUGGCUGCUCAGGGAGGAAGGAGCUCUCUGGAUCGAAGAGUUCCCCCAAAUUGGAAUACAAAGCUGACACAGGCACCCAGAGUCUGGGGAACACAGAUCCCCCCAGAUCCGCCCAGCAGAAGAAUGACAGCCUGGGGUCCAGGCACAAACCAGUGGCCAGAGUCAGCCCACAUCACAAAAGGCCUGAGGCUGACGCCAGGCCCAGCACCUCGGAGACAGUGCACCUGACCGCUGGAGCGGACAUCCCCUGUGUCCGGGCCACUGCCAGCAAAGAGACCAGGACUGGUUUUCAUCCAGGGGAAACUGCGGAAAAGGAAUCUCUGGGGAAGCUGACCGUCGGCGAUGGGCAUGUCCCUGCCAACGGGGAGCCUGCCGCUGCCCCGCCCCACCCAGAUGCCAGCCACUGCCCAAAGAACCUGCUCGAAGCUGCACCAGAGCAGGGUCAACAACCCAAGACAGGGCUGGAUGGCCCCCCAGACCUCGUCCCUACCCCAGGGCAGAAGGGGACAGCUCAUCCUGACCCCAGCGAGACCUCCAUGGACAUAGGGCAAGCCAGGCGGCCUGAGGACCCCAGAGAGCUAGUGGCACCCAGGGUUCCUGAGUGUGAGGACAGAUGUCAAGUGGGACUCAGCCCAGAGUGCAGCUCAUCCCCCAGGAAGACGGCAGCGGCUCGGCAUGACUUCAGCAACACUCCAGCAGCCCCAGAAGCCAGCUCGCCCAGGAAGGCAGCUGCCCACGGGGGAGGACCUGAGGCAGAGCGAGCAUCUCCAGCUGGUACCGCCCUGUCUCGAGACCUCACAUCCCAGGAGGAGAAACCGAGAGUUCCCGGUAACCACAGCAAGGCUCCACAGACAACAGCAGUCCUCGUACCCGAAAACUCCCGGGGCUCUGCUCUGCUCAAGGGAACAGACUCUGGGUCUGAGAGGGCCCCACAGGCCAGCCCCACCCUGCCGUCACCUGCUGACAAGGCUGACGGGGUGUGUGGCAGUGUCUCGGGCCACUGCUGCGCCAGGGAACGCGGGGGCAGUCCGGUGACCGACAUCGACAAACUCAUCCAGGAGCUGGAUGCGUCAGAACCAAGACUCCGGUCUCCUCACAGAGGGGACCAGCUGACUCAAGAGGGACAUUCUCAGGGCCAGCCUCCAGCAGGAGCUGGAAGCGGAGGUUCCCGCCCUGCCGAGCCAGUCCUGGGGAGCCAGACCCCCACCCCGAGGAGGACCUGGGCAGCUGCUGGCCAGCCCCCUCACCCACACUGGGCCUCCCAGCCUUCCGUUUUGGAUUCCAUUAAUCCUGACAAACAUUUUACUGUGAACAAAAACUUCCUGAGCAACUACUCUAGAAAUUUCAGCAGUUUUCACGAAGACAGCAUGUCCCUGUCAGGCCUCGGCGACAGCACAGAGCCAUCCCUCUCAUCCAUGUAUGGUGAUGCAGAGGACUCGUCUUCUGACCCGGAAUCACUCAGCGAAGCCCCACGAGCUUCCAGCGGGGGCAACUGGUCGCCUCCUCGUUCUCGCCGGUCUUCUCACAAGGAAAACACUACGGAGUCUGAGGAGGAGCAAAUCGAGAUUUGUUCUCCAGAUGGUUCCCCCAACCCCCCCUCAGCUACUGCCCCCGCCCCCGCCCAGCCCGCACCCUGCCCGGUGCCGGCCAGAGUGCUGCCGCUGAAGCACAGCGCGCUCAGUCAGGUGGUGGGAAACCCGCGCGAGAGAGCGUCCUUUGUCCCUAGCACCUCCUGCCCUUCGAUUCCAGACUCUUCGCAGCCGUUUUCUCUCUUGGAUACAAGCUCUCGGGAGCAUGAGCUUCAUGCAGACCCAAGGCCGUCAGAGAACCCCAGGCUCUCAUGUGAAGAAGAAACCCUGCAAGCACCCCGGGCGGGCUCCGCUGUGGAGAGCGGCCGGCCCCCUAAGGCCGCCGGGCAUUUCCACAGCCUUCCGGUCACUCUCCGCAGUCUGAACGUGGCAAACGGUCUAGAACAUGACCUGCUCGGUGACAAAACCCCCAAUAAAAAGCAAGACACAAAUGUCAAUGCCACUGAAAAUCCGUCCCCCUUCAGCGCGGACGUCCCUAAGAAUGAACAAUCCGUUUUGACGAGUCUGCACAUCUCCGAAAGUCAGGGCGUGGAUGACCCGCUCCAGAAACCAAAAAUGAUCUCCCGGAGGCCCAUCAUGGCCUGGUUUAAAGAAAUAAACAAAAAUAACCACAGCUCGGCCGCGCAGGGCAAAACGGAAAAGGAGCAGCCCGCGGUGCCCGCCAGGAGUCCUGACUCCAAAAGUCAGGGGUCGAGUUCCAGCCACAAAAAGGGGGUUGCUGGGCUUCAGAGCCCCCCACAGCUGAAAGUGAGCCUGGAAAAUAAAGACCCACCUAAAAAAGGUUCCGUGGAAACACUGUUAAAUAAUGGUCAGAAACCCAAGUCCGGCCCUAAGCUGAAGAGACUGAGCAUCAAAAGCAAGAGCAAGGUCACUUCCGAGGCCCCUGCGGCUCCUGCGGCCAAGGCCGGUGGGAUGGACCCCAGGAAACCCCUCAUUUCGCCCCAGACCUCCCACAGAGCGCUUCCCAAGGGAGCAGCCCCCCGGUUCCACACCGCCGAGCCCGAGGAGCCGGAGAAGAGCGCCACAGCAGCCCCCAGGCCUCCCCAGUGUGUGCUGGAGAGCAGGCCGCCUGCUGCCUCGGGGUCGCCGAAGCCCCCCGCGUCCGAGACGAGCAUCCCAGCCUCCGUUUUGCCCCACACCUCCCCCAGGACCCUUCCUGAGCAAGGCGCAUGCCGUAGAUCGCAGGCGGCUUUCCACCCGGAGCCUGAAGGCCCUUACGCAGCCGCCCCCGGGUCUCCGCGGUGCAGCCCAGAGAGCAGGGCGCCCCCUGCAGCUUCGGGGAGCAGCGCGUCCCCAGCCGCCCGCGGGCAGGACGUUCCACCUCCAGGGCCAAGCGCGAGGCGCGGGUCCAGCCAGACGGAUCCGGCACUGCAGGCAGCCCAACCAGAGGUGACUUGCGACAGAGGAAGCAAAAUAGUUGCUGGCGAUCCCCUAGAGAGAACCAACCAGCUGAAAAUAGUGGAAAUCUCUUGUGAGAGAAUGCGAAAGAAUGGCUGCAGUGACAAGCCCGCUGAGGGUGACAGACUAGGAGGGUUCUGGGCCCAGAGCAACUGUCAGGACAAGAGUGAAAUCAGACCCUGUCACCAGUACCCGGAGCCGUCCCCACAUCAGCCAUCAUCACUCCCAUCUCGUGCCUCCCAGGUGGAGCCGGAAAGCCAGCGACCUUUCGGCGUGGCAAAACUGGCCUCUUCCUCCUCCUCCCCACAACUCCCUGCGAAAAAGGCCAAUUCCUCCCAGGCGAAGGCAAGCCAGGCUUCAGGCUCCCUAGGGAUGCCCAGGAAUGGUGCAGCAGGGGGCGCAGCGCUAGAUGACCAUCCAUACUUCACACCAAGGCCGGCGACCAGGACCUACUCCAUGCCCGCCCAGUUUUCAAGCCACUUUGGCCGGGAGGGGCAUGGCCUGCCCAGCCCAGGUCGCUCGCAUCGGGACAGCCAGAUCCUUGCAACAAGUGGGGGCCUCCCUGAGGCCAAGGCAACCAGAGGCAGUGUCCUUGGCCUGGCUAAUGGACAGGGCGUAUAUAGCGUAAAGCCCCUUCUGGAGACAUCGAGGAACCUUCCGACCACAGAUGAAGGGGAUGUCCUUUCAGUGCAAGAAAGGAGCUGUCUAGUCACAGACAAAAUCAAAGUCACCAGAAGACAUUACUACCCUGAGCAGAACUAUGAAUCUACCUCAUUUUUCUCUGUGAAGCAGAGGAUCAAGUCUUUUGAGAACCUGGCCAAUUCGGACCGGCUGGUGGCCAAGUCUGGGGCGUCCCCCUUUUUGUCAGUAAGCUCCAAGCCUCCCAUCGGGAGACGGUCAUCUGGCAGCAUUGUUUCGGGGGGCCUCAGCCACCCUGUUGACGUGACAGCAAGGUCACUGAGACGCAGCCUGAGUUCCUGCAGUGAAAGCCAAAGCGAAGCCAGCACCCUCAUGCCCCAAAUGAGCAAGUCCCCGUCCAGCACGACGCUGACAGUCUCCCGGCAGAACCCAGCAGAGGCUGGGAACAAGGGCCCCGACCCGGACCCAAAGAAAUCUUCUGGAAUUCCCACCCCCACUGUGACUCCAGCCUCUCCCAGCAAGAGGAACAAGUCCUCCGUGCGCCACACCCAGCCGUCGCCCCUGUCCCGCUCCAAGCUCCAGGAGCUGCGUGCCCUGAGCAUGCCAGACCUGGACAAGCUCUGCAGCGAGGAUUUCCCGGCAAGGCCCACUGCCGGGCUCUUCAAAACCGAGCUGGAAAUCGUCCCCAGGAGGUCACUUGGCUCUCCCGCUGGAGGCCUCAGUGGAUCCACCGCCCUUUCAUGCCCCAUGAAGCCAGGGGAUGGGGCCUGUCCAGGAAGAAGCAGCCCUAAAGCCAGUGAGCCUGGGGGACCCAGUGCAGCCCAUCAUGUGGGUGAAACCACCCGGGAUCUGCCUUCUGGAAAAGGCUGGUCAGUCAAUUUGGAUCAGCUUCUCAUCUCAGCGGGGGACCAGCAAAGAGUGCAGUCCGUUCUGUCAUCAGUGGGGUCCCCAUCGACCGUCCUCACUCUCAUUCAGGAAGCGAAAGCACAAUCAGAGAAUAAAGAAGAUGUUUGCUUCAUAGUCUUGAAUAAAAAAGAAGGCUCAGGUCUGGGAUUCACUGUGGCAGGAGGGACAGACGUGGAGCCAAAAUCAAUUGUGGUGCACAGGGUGUGUUCUCAGGGGGCUGCUUCUCAGGAAGGGACUGUGAACCGAGGGGAUUUCCUUCUGUCCGUCAAUGGCGCCUCACUGGCUGGCUUAGCCCAUGGGGAUGUCCUCAAGAUUCUGCACCAAGCACAGCUGCACAGAGAUGUCCUCGUGGUCAUCAAGAAAGGGAACAGUCAGCCCAGACCCUCCAGUAGGCAGGAAGCCAACGGGAAGGGCUCGCUCUCCAGAAAGACGAGCACCCUAGAGCCCGGUUUAGGGAGAAGCCUUCCUUCACACGAUGCACUGUGUGUCGAAGUGCUGAAGACCUCCGCUGGGCUGGGAUUGAGUCUGGACGGAGGGAAAUCCUCAACGGCGGGAGACGGGCCCCUAUUCAUUAAGAGAGUAUACAAAGGUGGAGCAGCCGAACAAGCGGGAACAAUCGAAGCCGGAGAUGAAAUUCUUGCCAUUAACGGGAAACCCCUGGUAGGGCUCAUGCACUUUGAUGCCUGGACUAUUAUGAAGUCAGUCCCGGAGGGACCCGUGCAGUUGCUGAUUCGGAAGCACAGGAAUUCUUCCUGAAACAGGCACCAGGAG